Messenger RNA from Cyclocybe aegerita, 1065 nucleotides. Lineage: Eukaryota; Fungi; Basidiomycota; Agaricomycetes; Agaricales; Hemipholiotaceae. The record is from the annotation of a GenBank genome assembly.
AUGGUCUUCCGUAUCCUCGUGGCGUCGUACACCAACGAUAUCACUACCCUGGCGUUCGAUCUCUCGACACCGUCGUUGGAAGUAACUUCCAGCCUCACGAUUGGCCACCAUCCUUCGUGGAUCACUUCGAAUCCAAACCACCCUUCGUUAGUCUGGACUGGCUUGGAGCAAUCGGAUGGACGGAUACUAGCUCUUGGUGUUGAUAAGCAUGGGAAAGGGAAAGUUGUCGCUGAGACAUCGAGCGCUGGUCGCGACCCAUGUUCAUUGCUCGCGUUGAAGGAGGAGCUUCUAAUAGCCAAUUACUCAUCUGGCGUAGUUGCGACUCUGCCAUUGCCCGCAACAUCCCAAGAGAGACCUCAUUUUCUCUCACCUCCCACGACAAUUCAGUUUCGCGGUACCGGGCCGAACAAGUUGAGACAAGAAAGCUCUCACCCCCAUCAAGUCUAUCUUAUCGAGGAAUACCAAGAACUUCUUGUGGCCGACUUGGGAGGAGAUGCUGUUUAUCGAUUGAAGAAAUCGCCUGACGGAUUAUGGAAAGUCCAAGGCCAUAUUGGAUUCGAAGCCGGUGGAGGUCCCCGCCAUGUGGUGUUCCAUGACGGUGAACUAUUCACAUUACUCGAGCUGACAAGCAAGGUCGUCCGACACAAACUCCCUCCUUUGCCCGCCGUUCCUAAAUUCGUCACCUCAACCCCUACAAUGACCAGCCCCCUUCCAACACCCAACGACAUGCUCGCCGCCGAGAUCCUGAUCCCACGACCAAAUGCGUCCUUCCCGACCCCUUAUCUGUACCUCUCCAAUCGAAAUGAUCCGUCGCCCGAAGGUGAUAUCAUAUCUAUUUUCUCUAUCGAGAACCCCAACAGUCUCGAGUUCGUGGCUGAGAUACGGAGCGGGCUGGAGCACCUCCGCGGGAUGAUCUUCGGUGGCCCCGACGACAGGUUCCUCGUCGCGGGUGGCGCGAACGGGGGCGGCGUGAAGAUCUUCGAACGGAUCAACGACGGAAGGUCUCUAAGGUUUGUCGCAUCCAACGCCUCCGUCGAAGCGCCGACGGGCUUUUUGUGGCUAUAG